Messenger RNA from Pocillopora meandrina, 3752 nucleotides. The record is from the annotation of a GenBank genome assembly. NCBI's taxonomy places the organism in Eukaryota, Metazoa, Cnidaria, Anthozoa, Scleractinia, Pocilloporidae.
AUGGCGGACAACAAACGUGGAAGAGGCGAUCGCGACGAAAACCAAGAAAAUCGAAACGAAUGCAAAAGUGCUAAAGCAAUUAAACUUCUACGGGAAGUUACCUCGCUUCUCAGUGAGGGUGAUAGCGAACCAUAUCAACCGACAGCUGAACAGAUUAGUCAAGCACAUGGUCAGGUUGGAGCAAGUGGUAUUGUGCAAAAUUUCCGCAAACUGUUUGCCCCCUACAGUGUUCAUAACAGUACUCCUUUGUCAUCUUCGAGGCAAACCAAGAGGAACUAUCCGAAACCAAAACUAUCUCAGCCAAAAGAAACGUGGACACACGAGUUCUUCUGUUUGGCUGCGAAAGACCAGUCCCGAGCUCCAACAAGAGCAGCCAAAUUCGCCUUACAACAGGCUGGCCUGGGGAGACGAAAAAUCUGCUUUCAUAACAAAGCAAAGUUCGCUGAGUUUCGGCAAAAGUUAGAGGAAGCGUUUCCAAAGCUCUGCGAAGGUGGGGGGUUUGAAAUAAUGCGAACUGGUCAUCAGGGUAGUAACUCCUCCCUCACCACCAUAACACCUCCGGCAAGUGGUUACUCGGUACCUUUCCUACGAGACAGCUCCAGUCUGGGGCAGGCUCUGGCGUACAUUCGACCCCUGCAACGCGACUUGGACAGCAAUCCUGUAUUUGAGGUAACAUUCCUUCUCCUUAUUGUUGUUCUGAUCGAUAUAGCCUGGAAAUCUUUAUUUUUUAAAAUUUAAGGGUCUUAAGCAUAUGCUGGUCAUUUAAUUUUAGUCAAGUUUUAUUAUGUCUGAGCUUUGUUCACCCCAAAAUAUGACAGUUUAUUAUAUGGGUUUGAACCCUGGCCAGGGCACUGCGUUGUGUUCUUAGGCAAGACUCAUUACUCUCACCGUGCCUCUCUCCACCCAGGUGUAUAAAUGGGUACAGCUGGGUACCGGCGAAUUUACUGCUGGGGGUAACCCUGCACUGGAGUAGCAUCCCAUCCAGGGAGACUAGAAAUACUCCAAGUUGCUUGUUCUGUACUUAUUACCUGGUAAAAAAAGGUCAUCUUAGCAAAAAAGCACAGGAAACACACACAGUUGAACUGGAAGAGUAUUUUAAAAAUUGAUGCGCACCUGUUCCCUUUUUUCCUGGGCCCAGUUGUUCAAAGAGUGGAUAACCCUUUCCACCCAAUAAAUCACUAUCCAGUAGAUAAGUGUUGGCAAAAGAAACUGCACUAUCUACUGGAUAGUGAUUUAUCUGCUGGAUAGCGUUAUCCAACCUUCAAACAACUGGGGCCUGGCCUUUAAUUAUUGGAGGCAUUGUUUGUUUUCAGUAACUAGACAUUGAAAGAGGGUCAGGGUCACAUAACCAUCAAUUUGAUGUGUGUUUGGGUUUUAUAGGAACCGUCAGAAUCUGCUGAUGCAGUUCUAAUUAACUGUCUGAAGUGUGGAAAGGGGAUUCCAUUAAGUCAAUGGCAUGCACAUGACAAUGGGAAUUCUACAGAAAGUAGUAUCCGUGAAGGUUCUGGUGACAUCCAAGGUGGUAACCUUGAAGCUACAAGUUCAUUAAAUAGAGGUAAGAAAUUUUACAACAACAAAUGAACAAAGAUACUUACAACUUACAAGCAACUUUACUAAUAAAAAAGUCUGGCUUUUCCUUUUUUGCUAGGAUGCCUAAAAACUCUGAGGGAAAUGUUUCCAGGUGAAACUGAAGAAGAUCUGAUUCGUAUUCUCACAAAGAAUAACUUUGAUUUGGAGAAGUCAGCAAAUGACAUUUUGUGCAGUAAUGCAGGUGCGAGUAAAUGUAUAUUGAUUUUGUGUACAGGUGAAAUGUUUGCAAAAUAGGUACUGAGUAUGGAUGUACAAGUUGGCACUAUCUUUUCCAAAGCCAGUUCAUGUGCAUGUACUACCAAGGAAGAGAGGUGGAACUUAAAUUUGAGGAGCUUAUAACAAGAAAAAUCAUACUGGAUCUUGUGACAUUGUUUCUUUAGAAAACGAAAUAAAAAAAAAACGAAUCAGUUUUCACCUUAACAUUUUGUGACAUGGGUGGUAACAGUGAACACUGUGCAUUCUAUUGUAGCUAAUUUUAUUGUAGUCAAACCUUUUCUUAUGGCAGGGGUCAUCUCUACCAAACAAACUCUAUUAUUCUGACCCUGUCUAUUAUAUUGUCUUACUUCACACUGCAGGUACUGCACAUGUAUGUAAUUCCAUCUAUUAUGGGGAUAUUGGUCUUGGUUCCACAUCAGACUCAGACUCAGAGCUAUUAGAAAGUCCAUUCAACACUCCAAGUGCAGACAGUACUACACCACCAGCAUCCAAAGCAUUCUCAACUCUGGUAGAGCUAAUGCAGUGUCAUAAAAGGUCCUUAAAACUAAAUGAAGAUCAUGUCAAGCAUAUCGGUGCUUACUGGGAUGAAUUCUGGAAUGAGAGUAUUGUUGUCUUCAAAAAUCCACAGUUUGACUUCACAGCAGCCCCUAGAAUAGUAUUUGCAGGAGAAGCAGGUGUUGAUGCAGGAGGGCUAGGUAGAGAAUAUCGCAUACUGUUGCGUAAUGCAAUAUUCUCAGCCAAAGCCAACCUUUUCGAAGGGCCAGAAGAUAGGAAAGUGCCAUUAUAUUCGAUUGAUGCCAUUAACUCCAGGUUGUUUCAACUUGCUGGUAAAAUGGUAUCAUAUCUAAUUGUACAUUUAGAUAUAGGCAUUCCCUGUCUUAGUCCAGCAGCCUACAACUACAUUGCGACAGAAUCUGUUUCCCCUGAGUGCUGUUCAGUUGAUGACAUUGUUGAUUUGGAGCUCAAGGACCUUAUCUCAAAGGUAAAUAGUUUCACUAUAUGGCAGUAAAAAUACUUCACCUUUAAGGUGACCGCUAAAAGUCUUACCCAUUUUCCACCAUGUUCACUUUGAUCAGUCAGUACUAACACUCUUUAUCAGUUACUGUUAUAGUAAUGGUAUGACACAAAUGCUCAAUCAUUAGUGAGCAUGUCAUAAUUUUUUUUGCCAUAAGUGGUUACCAUAGCAACAGUAUAACCCCUUAAAAAUACCCUUAAUGUUAGCUUGGGGUAACCAUGCGUUUUUAGAGAUAGUCAAGCUUUAAUCUGGAACAAAAAUGUUGACUCAGCAUUGCUUCCAAAAAAAUGUAUAUUUCAUCGCAGAUUUCCUUAGAAUUCACCUUUUCGCCAUACACAAAACAAACACUAAAUAUAUAAACAGUAACACAACAAGGACUUUUCAUAUCAUUCUAAUCUAAAAUCAUCACAAUGGCAUAUAAGGAAGUGAACCUUUUUUCAUCCCCACCAAAAUAAUAUUGAUGAUGGAGUCUGGGAGAUGGUCACUUCCAAUUUGACUGAAAACUUUAUGUUCUUAUAUUCAUGAAUCACAGGUGACUGCUGCUGCAGGCAGUGAAGACCUACAAGAGGUUGCUAAUGAUGAAUUUCUUGGGAAUGCACUUAUAAAUGCAGGAUGGCUGAAGCCUCUCACAAUACUCAAAAGAAAUCAUGCAAUGCAGACACUUAUUGUGCAUGAUGUGCAGAAAAAACGACAAGAACCACUGGAUCAGUUCCGUAAAGGACUAGAGACACUGGGAAUUCUUGGCCUUAUCAAAUCCCAUCCAGACCUGAUGGGCGCUUAUUUCCUGAAUACUUGGCAAGCAGCUUUGACAAGUCAGGAAGUACUUGAAUGCCUGGAGUUCCAAGAAGAAGACAAUGACAAGGAGGCCAAUUAUUUCCUUGUUAAAGCCAUUCAAAAUUUGGAGAAUGGUUUGUGUCGAAAUGUUAUAUAA